AUGUCUCAUAUGGAUGAAGCAGCCCGUCGGCUGUCCAAAAGUGGAACGAGCCUGUAUGCAGUGUUGGAGCUUAAGAAGGGUGCCUCACCUGAGGAUGUAAAAAAGUCCUACAGGAGACUGGCCUUGAAGUAUCAUCCAGACAAGAAUCCAGGAGAUCCUCAAGCAGCAGAAAUAUUCAAAGAGAUCAACACAGCCCACGCCAUAUUGAGUGACCCUAAGAAGCGGAAAGUCUAUGACCGGCAUGGCUCACUGGGAAUAUACAUAUAUGAUCACUUUGGCGAAGAAGGCGUCAGAUACUAUUUUGUGAUGAAUAGUUGUUGGUUCAAGACUCUUGUCCUCCUGUGUUGUCUGCUCACUUGUUGCUGUUUCUGUUGUUGCUGUUGCUUUUGCUGUGGAGCACUUAGGCCACCAUCUGAGGAGAUAGUUAAGAGAAACCAUCAACAGAAUGUCAGGACUCAGCCUUCAAGAUCAGGAUCUUGA
Molecule: messenger RNA, 480 nt
Organism: Orycteropus afer afer
Lineage: Eukaryota; Metazoa; Chordata; Mammalia; Tubulidentata; Orycteropodidae
Gene: DNAJC5G
Product: DnaJ heat shock protein family (Hsp40) member C5 gamma
Exons: 4
Coding region: 1-480 (159 amino acids)
Source: RefSeq, a predicted model, not a curated record